Messenger RNA from Xenia sp. Carnegie-2017, 1710 nucleotides. RefSeq lists its product as uncharacterized. The record is from RefSeq and is a predicted model, not a curated record. Gene Ontology annotation, molecular function: protein-folding chaperone binding. The transcript has 7 exons. Bases 61 to 681 code for a protein of 206 amino acids. NCBI's taxonomy places the organism in Eukaryota, Metazoa, Cnidaria, Anthozoa, Malacalcyonacea, Xeniidae.
UGUUUUGAAUCCUGUUUGGGAACCUGAAGUGGGAGCCUGUCAAGAAGAAGUGAUUGUACUAUGGCUUCACCAUCUGUGGAUAAACAGGAUAGUAUGGAUAAUAUGGAUUUAGUAAUCGUUCAUGGUGCUCAAAAGCAUGCUUUAACUUUGAAAAUGUUAAAUGCAAGCGAUGAACCUACCGUGCAGUCACUUGCAGAAUGUGUGCAAAAGCAACUUGGUGUACCAAUUAAAUCACAGAAAUUGAUUCACAAAGGUAAAUCACUUGACUGUUCUGCGACGUUAAUAUCGUAUGGAAUAAAGUCUGGAAGCAAAAUUAUGCUUAUUGGAAGUAAGUACACUCAUGAAGAUGACCCAAACUACAAGCAUCUUUCCAAAAUUGACGACACAGUUUCUGAGCUGCACAGACAGCUUGGCCUUCUUCUCCAAGAAUUUGAUGGAAUCAAGAAAGGAUAUUUGGAAGAAAAACUUGCUGAGCAAAGUGUUAAAAAACUAAUCAAGAAAGUUACUGGAAUUAUUGAAGAAAAUAUGAAGAAAAUAGAAUAUGUUGAUACGCUUAAAGUUGAUCAACUUCUUAAAAUGAAAAGGAAAAAUCUAGUUAUUAAAAUACAGUCCAACAUUGACAAAGCUGACAAAUUUAUUAUGGCGUUGAACAAGUACUUGGUUAAAGAUAACGCAGAUUGAUGUGAAUGUUGUCAAUUCAUUGUGUAUCGCUGCUUAAUCUAAACUCCAACUCUCUGAAAUGAUAUUUUGUAUCGUAAAACGUCCCAUCAAAAUGCUAGAAUUGGAGCUUAAUUGUUUACCGAGACUCAUGGAAUAAUGUACGCUUUGCUGUGUCAUUUUAAGAUGUAUAAGAAUAUUUUUUCGUGAGUAAUAAUGCUUGAAGAUUAUGAAUAGUUAAAAAUAACCGAACCAAUUUUAUUUAGUCCUAGAAAAAUGAAUAGCGAAACUUGUUCAUACUUGUUGAAACAUUGAGCCAGUUUUACGUGUAGUUAGAAUAGUGACAUUGGGAAUUCAAUGGCACAGCGCAUUUGGACCAAUGAGAUGUUAAUUAACCUUUUUCAGUGUCGUUGUCACCGAUCUACAAGUUUUCAUCAUUUAUCCUUACUUUGUAUGGAAUCUUAUUGAUGAAAUCGGUGAUCUUCACAAAAAUAAACAAAGUAUUCUUCAUUUUUUAAAUGAAAUUGAAAAAAGUGGAAGUAUUGCACAUUUAACGAAGAAGAGAAGACUCAAUGAAGUUUAAUGGAUCAAGAGUGGUUGUCAAAAAUGAUUUAUUGCCCUUGGAUAAUUCUUCAUUGGACGUCUGGAAAAGCAAUAUCAACAAUCGUUUACAGACAGCUGAACAUAUGAACAUGAAACUUGAAUUUAUGAAUAUAGGAAAUAACUGGUUUAGACGUAAUGAGUAAUUGUUACAACACUACACCGAGUGCAUUUUACUAGUAGUUUUUACCGAUUAGUAGACGGUAGACCUCAUUAAAAGAAGUAAUAAAGGUAAUUUAGAAAUUUGUAGAAAUUUUAUUGUGAUUAAGACUAUUUCAAGAGAUCUUGAAUAACGGAUGAGGCAAUUUAGAAACUUGUAGAAAUCUCACAUUUAUUUUCCAUUUAAAUGGCAUUUUGCUUUGUGUAACUGUGAAAAUUAAUAUUAUCAACUGUGUUUAUUCCAUUUGAUAAUUGCUGUAAUUGUAGCUAUAUACAAAAAUUUUUUCCCAUUGA